AGUGCACCAUGAGGGUGUGACCGGCGCCACACCCACCACAGUCACCAUGAGAGUCUCCACCACACUGCUCGUCGUCUUCAUUGGUUGGUCGGCGGCGCUGGAGAUCCAGGAGGUGGAGGUGCCUGAAUACAAGGUGAGGGGGUCGCGGGCGGAGCUCUCCUGUCGCUACAAGCUGGACAACGCCACUCUGUACAGCCUCAAGUGGUACAAGGGAGACAAGCUCUUCUAUCAGUACAUCCCCGCCAACAACCUUACGAAGAACACCUUCCUGGUCCCUGGUGUUAAUGUUGACGUGGGAGACAGUACGGGCGUGACGGUGGUGCUGCAGGACCUGGAGUUGGUCACCUCCGGCACCUACAAGUGUGAGGUGAUCACUGAGGCGCCACUCUUCAUCACCAAGUUCGGUCAUGGCAACAUGACUGUCAUUGACCUGCCAGAGAGCGCGCCAGUGUUGGAGGGAGCCAGCAGCAGUUACCAGCUGGGUGAGCGUGUGGUAGUCAACUGUACCUCCCUCUACUCCAAGCCUGCCGCCACCCUCCAGUGGUACAUUAAUAACCAGCUUGUGACAGAGGUAGGGUCACUGAGGAAGUACCCGCCACAGAAGGAGCGGGACGGGCUGGAGACAGCUGUGUUGGGGCUCACUUUCAUCACGAGUAGGAGUCACUUUCCCAGGGGUGAAAUGCGACUCAAGUGCGUCGCCAAGAUCGCCACCGUCUAUUUCCAGUCGCAGGAGACCUCGGUCAUUGAGACUGGGUUCCUACCUCAAACACAGGCUGAGGAGCGCCGACACAAUGAUCAUUUCUACUUCCUCGGAAGCAGCUCUACUGCAGCCAGCGCGGGAUGGUCACUGUUAAUCUUGGUCGCCCUGGUCAUCCUCUUCAACACCUAGGCUGCCAUCCAGGUCGAUCUGGUCGUCCUCAACACACCAGAGCUGUUGGUUCUGGUUGACCUGGUAGCCCUCAACUCCUACAUUGUCGUCCUGGUCGACCUUGUCGUGCUCCUCAACAACUCACCCGAUGUAAACAUCUGCCUGUGAACUAAAUGGCUUUUCUCAAACUCUCUCUGAUGAACGGAGGAACUUCCUUGAACACAUGCUGGGAAAACUUGAGAACUCUUCCGCAGAUUUCUCUGCUGGACGGAGGAAUCCCUUGGACUAUAUCCCUGGUGAACUUAGAAACUUUAGUGAACAUGGCUAUAUGUGACCGCCUGAAGGUCGCAGGUGACACUGAAGAGCUUGAAACAAAAUGUCAGUUAAUGGCACACCAAGUUACACACACCAGCGAGUAGUAGUGAUGUCUUUAGUCAGUACAUCAGGCAGCGUGAAUAUCGACUGUGAUUAAUAAUUUUCAAAGACAGUGUAUUUGUAGCAUCAUAAACAAGCGAAUGUGUUGUUAAUUUUGGUCAUUAAGAGUAAAUGAGAGAUGAGGAAAUAAAUAUUGACCAUUAAAUCCGUCCCAAUAGGAACUGGGGUGGUCUUGUACUGAUCAGUCAUUCAAGACUGUCAAUUUUUUUUACUAAAAAAUAACGAAGUUUAAUGAAAUUAAAGGGUGUAUUACUGUAUAAUCUUAAGUAUUGAAAUAAUACUAACAAGUAAGACUUAAGGAAAAUCCUGUGAGAAUAUCAGACGUGUCUUUACCAUUGUUUCUCUGUAUGACAGAAUAGUAUAAUUGGCUUCUGAUGCUCAGGACGAAACAAGUUUGGCAGGGAAGAGGAAGGACAUGUGUGUGCUCCGACUUACUACUGAUAACCUAAAUUAAUGAGUGAACACUGACAAGAUGUUAGACUUUCUGUGACUAACAGAUAAUUAACUUUAUUUUUGUUACUUUUUUCAAUGAUUUACAGGAUGAGGGAGUAAGGUUAACUGAUCUAUAAAUUCAAUGGAUAAUACGAUAUAAGUGAAUCAUUAUGAAAAGAAGAAAAAAUGAAAACAAAACCAUUGCCAUUUCAAUGUGUAUAACAGUACAGAGAACUAACCUAUGACUCUCAGCACAUAAGGUUGAGUAAUUACGAAACAUGCCAAUUAUAGAACUCAUCUGAGACCUUGUGAUAUAAUUAUCCACACUCCACGUUUGGAGGAGAUCCAUUUAGAUGAAAUCAAUUUUCUGUUACAGUUCACGGACACAUUACCUUCACAUCUAAAUACCUCAUCUGGAACGACGGGGACACAUGUGUGUUAAUUCGAUGCUGGUGUUGCAACACAACAAGAUUUCGUCCAUUUUGUACAUGAAAUUCCUCCCCCGGCGCGGCGUCGCAAAGUAACACCAGCUGGCUCAAGUGUACGCCUGUGCCAGAUGUUAUGAAUGUUGUGGCUAUAGUUAGUAGUGACGAGUAGCAGCAUAGGAAUCAGUCCCUCCUAACAGCACUAUGCAGGGGUAGCCAGUCAACAGUAAGCUUAGUACAACUAUAAUGCACUGCAUGUACACUUACGAGGUAGCGAACAAUAAUUAGAGCGGAGGUUUAGUUACGUUAAUUAUAAACAAGUCCCUUGUUUAGCAACAUUGACAGGGUUAUGUACCUCCAAGAAAUAUCCCUUCUUAACCCUCACGUAUAUGGUAGGCUAGGCAAGUGAUCCUCUCCUGAAAUACAAAAUCGAAACUGAUGACAUAUCAAGAAGCUAAAAACUGUACGCAUAGGCUAUCACAAGAACGUUUACCAAGUACAAUAUACUGACUUUAUCUGGAUCCACAAACCUCUCUCGUGGAAAACGUCAAAGAGAAAACUAUAUUAUAAUGACCCAAAAUCUACCAACAAAAGCCCGAGUCACUAUGAGCACCCCCCCUUCCCCCCACCUCUACCAGCACACUCGCGGGUUGAGGAACUUCUACACCAACGAGAGAGUUUCUUUACGUCUUGGCGUUCUGCAGACGGAGUUAUAUAGGGCGCAUCACACGCGUAUGAGUGCACGAUAAAUCUUGAACGACUUGGACCAGCACUACCCGCACUCAGGAUACACCUCAACACCUGACAACCACCAACGGAUAUAAACACCUACAGUAAUGGUACACUUAUUAACACCCACAGUGACGGUACACUUAUCAACACCCACAGUGACGGUACACUUAUCAACACCCAUUGACGGUACACUUAUCAACACCCACAGUGACGGUACACUUAUCAACACCCACAGUGACGGUACACUUAUCAACACCCACAGUGACGGUACACUUAUCAACACCCACAGUGACGGUACACUUAUCAACACCCACAGUGACGGUACACUUAUCAACACCCACAGUGACGGUACACUUAUCAACACCCACAGUGACGGUACACUUAUCAACACCCACAGUGACGGUACACUUAUCAACACCCACAGUGACGGUACACUUAUCAACACCCACAGUGACGGUACACUUAUCAACACCCACAGUGACGGUACACUUAUCAACACCCACAGUGACGGUACACUUAUCAACACCCACAGUGACGGUACACUUAUCAACACCCACAGUGACGGUACACUUAUCAACACCCACAGUGACGGUAUGUGUAAAUGAAGUACUACGGUAAGAGGGUGGCGAUAGAUAUACUGUACAUGGUAACUCAGGAAGAAAGUGAAUGUACAGUUGACAUCAUAGGAGGUGAACAAGUGGGUGGUCAAGGGAGACAUCUGCUCGAGGUAAUAGGUACUAUUUUUUUCCAUGAAUGAAUCACUCCGAUUCGUCGGGUUGGAAUAAUUUAUUCAUUAAAAAAUGCUACUUAUGGCCUCGAGGAGAUACCAGAUAUCUUCAUCAGCCAUACAUCUAACUCCCUAUAUGUUCCUCGGUUGGUAGAUGUUAUAAAUAAUAGCAGGAACACAUUACCCAAUACAUGAUGUGGUUUUGAACACGCAAGUCUACGCUUACCCAACCCCCCCCCCCCUCAAAAAAUAUACCAUCCGAUUAUAAUAUAAUUUCCUUUUUUCCUCUGACACUUGACGUGUGACCUUCAGCAAUCAGGUCACCGGAUUAUUCCUGAGUGGUAGUUAUUGGUAGAUAAACAUUCUGCUGUAGUGUAAGCCAUUGGCCAGUAUGCAUGUUUUUUCUGCAAAUUUUGAGACAAAUAACGAAUGUCUGGCCACACCAAGUAAAAGCCACGUACUGAAGACUAAAUUGUGGUAGUGUGUACUGAACAGCUGGCGUGGCCACACAACUGGUAUAAGAACAACUGGUGUGGCCACACAGUUGGUGUGAGAACCACUGGUGUGGUCACACAGUUGGUAUAACAACCAUUGGUGUGGCCACACAGUUGGUAUGAGAACCACUGGUGUGGCCACGCAGCUGGUGUGAGAACCACUGGUGUGGCCACGCACCUGGUGUGAAAACCACUGGUGUGGCUACUCAGUUGGGGUGAGAACCACUGGUGUGGCCACACAGUUUGUGUGAGAACCACUGGUGUGGCCACACAGCUGGUGAGAAGCAACACUAGCUCUGCCAUUUGGGGAAUAUCAUUUCUCUCACCACCUGUGUUGCACACACACCAGUGUUCACUGAGGUGUGAGAGACACAUUACACUGUUCACGUGUGUAAGUAAAGUCUGGUAAGUCCUCUACAUAUCUUGCAAUAAGAAACGUUUUGUUGAAUACAUGGAAACGCCUGUAGAUACAUCACUUAUUUUUUAGAGGCAAAAAUUCUUCUGUACUAAAUUGACAGAUUUUUUCACCAUAAUGCUAUGAGAAACAUCAGUGAAAUAUGUUCUUUAUAAUAUAAUGACAAGUUACACGAAAAUAGCAUCUUAAUUCUCUGUGUAAGAAACAUUGAUGUUUGGAGAGGUGGAAGGCCGUGUACUGUAGGGGACCACUGUGAACAUGUUAAACACUGUGGAGCGAAGGAACAGUAUCUGUCUUCGCUGUAUUGGUAGAACGUUAUAAAAAGUUAAU
Homarus americanus (American lobster) is the source of this 4858-nucleotide messenger RNA. Its product is annotated as cell adhesion molecule 2-like. The record is from RefSeq and is a predicted model, not a curated record. Bases 47 to 889 code for a protein of 280 amino acids. Lineage: Eukaryota; Metazoa; Arthropoda; Malacostraca; Decapoda; Nephropidae. The transcript is spliced from 6 exons.